CCGCCUCCAGCCAGGAUGCUGAUGCUGAGGAGACUGUAUCUCCUCAGUCGCGACUGAACCUUUGUGCAUUUCUUUGUCUGGUACUCUUUCUCCCUGGAAUAACCCUAACGUAACACUCGCGAAGUCGGUAAAGACAAAGAAACGACGAUGUCUGACAGAGGCGACCUGAAGGCUGAACUUGAGCGCAAAAAACAGCGUCUUGCCCAAAUACGAGAGGAAAAGAAGAGAAAAGAGGAGGGGAGGAAAAAGAAAGAGUCUGAGGAACAGCAAAAGGCAGAGAAUGCAUCAGAGGAUUCCGAUUUGGACCGAAAGCGGAGAGAGACGGAGGCUCUUCUCCAGAGCAUUGGAAUCUCACCUGAACCUCCUUUAGUGCAGCCGCUGCAGCCUUUAACAUGGGAUGCCUGUUAUUUUCAUUAUUUAGUCCCAACCCCUAUGUCUCCCUCUUCGCAAUCAGUGAGCACGUCCAGUGAGGCUGGUAGCCAGGAGUCGGUGGACGGAGGGGCUGUAGCCAGAUAUAGGACUCUGCAGUGGGACACAGACCCCUCAGCUUUGCAGCUCCUGGCUGACUCGGAACACGGGUGUAGAAUGCGGAGGCUCGGAGCAUCAAAGAUUGUUCAGAUUGAUUACAUGCCCAAAGAACUAGUGACGUACUGUAAAGAGACACAGACCCCGAUAGCGCCUCACCUCUCUGAAGAAGAAGAGGAGGAGGAUGAAGAGCUCACAGUAGUGAAGCCAAAACUGGAGUCUGAUGAACUGGAGGAUGACCCUCCAGAGGGUAGGCAGGAGCACCCUAGGGAGCUCACCGAGGAGGAAAAGCAGCAAAUCGCUCACUCGGAGGACUUCCUCGUCUUCUUUGACCGCAGCAUCCGGGUGGUAGAGCGAGCGCUGGCCGAAGACUCCGAUAUUUUCUUUGACUACAGCGGCCGCGACAUGGAAGACAGGGAGGGGGACAUGCAAGCCGGAUUAAAUCUGUCUUUCAACCGACAAUUCUAUGACGAGCAGUGGUCAAAACGUCGAGUUGUCACCUGUCUGGAUUGGUCUCCGCAGUACUCUGAGUUGCUGGUGACGUCCUAUAAUGCCAACGAGGACGCCCCCCAUGAGCCUGAUGGAGUUGUACUGGUCUGGAACAUGAAGUUUAAGAAGACAACUCCAGAAUACAUAUUCCACUGCCAGUCCUCUGUGAUGUCAGUUGGCUUUGCACAGUUCCAUCCAAACCUGGUGGUGGGAGGCACCUACUCAGGGCAGAUAGCGCUGUGGGACAAUCGAAGCCACAGGAGGACUCCAGUACAAAGGACGCCUCUCUCUGCUGCUGCCCACACUCACCCAGUCUACUGCGUAAACGUGGUGGGGACCCAAAACGCCAACAACCUGAUUACAGUGUCCACAGACGGCAAGAUGUGUUCCUGGAGCCUGGAUAUGCUCUCGCAGCCACAGGAGAGUAUGGAGCUGGUGUACAACAAGUCCAAGGUUGUGGCUGUCACUGGGAUGGCCUUCCCAGCUGGUGACGUGAACAACUUUGUGGUGGGGAGUGAGGAAGGGACUGUGUACACAGCCUCCAGGCAUGGCAGCAAGGCCGGGAUUGGUGGGAUGUUCGAGGGCCACCAGGGGCCCGUGACUGGUAUCAGCUGCCAUAAUGCUGUGGGCACCGUAGAUUUCUCCCACCUCUUUACCACCUCGUCUUUUGAUUGGACAGUCAAACUGUGGUCCACCAAACAUAACAAACCACUCUAUUCCUUUGAGGACAAUGCUGACUACAUCUACGAUGUCAUGUGGUCUCCUGUGCAUCCGGCUCUCUUUGCCACAGUAGAUGGAAUGGGUCGCUUAGAUCUCUGGAACCUCAAUAAUGACACGGAGGUUCCUACUGCAAGUGUGACAGUGGAGGGCUCGUGUGCCCUGAACCGGGUCAGAUGGGACUCAGGGGGCCGGGAGGUGGCAGCAGGUGAUUCAGACGGAAGAGUCUGGGUCUACGACGUCGGAGAGCAACUGGCCAUGCCCCAUCCGGAUGACUGGAGCCGACUCGCCCGUGUUCUCGCAGAGAUCCGCGUGAACGCAGACAGAGAAGAGGAAGGUGGAGUAGAAGUGACUGGUUGAGAGCACAGCAGUGUCGCAAAGGCAGCGUGCACAUACAGAUUUAAGAAUUCCACAAGAGAGCUAUAAGAGCAGGAACCAGAUUUCAACGUUGGGGUCCAUUAUGAAAGAAAUUAUGAACUGAUCAGUAAUUUAUUCAGAGUGUACUUACAUUGUUGAAGGUUUUACAUUACUUUCUCUUAAUUUUUACAAAACAUUAGUUCAAAAACAAUUUUUUGUUUAUGUGCUAAGACACCAGGCGGCAAUAAGCAAUAAAUUAUUUUCAUUGAUUAUGCAAAUUAAACACCUUUUAAAAUGUCCAAAAGUGGUGUUUAAUAACACAACAGUUAUUAUAAUUUUCCGACCUAACUACUGUCAACAUUUAACACCUUAUUUACAGUUUCCUUUACUUAAUUAUUCAGAUCACUAAGAAAGUGGUUGAUUAGAUCUGUGAGCAUUUUUACACUGGAACUUCAUUUUCAUUAAUUCAGUUUUGUUGUUGUAUCUAAACUGUUGAGUACAUGAGAUGACCUUAGCCCUGCCAAAUAUAAACUGACAGCAUCACAUAUCAAGUUGCUGUGAUCACA
Electrophorus electricus (electric eel) is the source of this 2654-nucleotide messenger RNA. The record is from RefSeq and is a predicted model, not a curated record. Lineage: Eukaryota; Metazoa; Chordata; Actinopteri; Gymnotiformes; Gymnotidae.